Molecule: messenger RNA, 1230 nt
Organism: Hyposmocoma kahamanoa
Lineage: Eukaryota; Metazoa; Arthropoda; Insecta; Lepidoptera; Cosmopterigidae
Exons: 1
Coding region: 291-1130 (279 amino acids)
Source: RefSeq, a predicted model, not a curated record
GACACAGAGAAACUUGCGGAUAGCAUUUUAAGAUAACUUAUAAUGAAUAUUUACAUCUGCAUGAUGCUCAGUUCGGGUUCCGACCUGAAUUGUCCACGGAGAGUGCAAUUCUCAGCUUAAAACACACUGUCCAAUAUUACACGGAGCGUCGAACGCCAAUUUACGCUUGUUUCCUGGACUUGUCGAGGGCGUUCGACCUCGUAUCGUAUGAUGUGCUUUGGGACAAGCUGCGAAGAAAUGGUGUUCCAGCUGAACUGUUGCGCAUUUUCCAGUUUUGGUACCUUAACCAGAUGAACAAUGUUAGGUGGGCUGACAAGUUAUCGGAGUCGUAUGGGUUGGAAUGCGGAGUGAGGCAGGGGGGACUCACCUCGCCCCGUCUAUUUAACCUGUACAUAAAUGAUCUGAUUGUUAGGCUCAGCAACAAAAAAGUCGGGUGCCGUAUAGAUGAUGUUUCUGUGAAUAACAUCAGCUAUGCGGAUGACAUGGCGUUGCUGAGCCCGACGAUUAGAGCUCUCAGGGAGUUACUUGGCACUUGUGAGGAGUACGCUAAAACACACGGCUUAAUUUAUAAUGUGAAAAAGAGCGAAUACAUGGUUUUUGGGGCCGCCGGUGGCAAAAUACCUGAUUCCAUACCGUCAAUUAAACUUAACGGCAAUGAACUGAAACGAGCUUACGCAUUUAAAUACCUUGGCCAUUUUGUUACCGACGAUCUCAAAGAUAACUUAGAUAUUGAAAGGGAAAGAAGGGCGCUGGCAGUUAGAAGCAACAUGUUGGCCCGGCGAUUUGCACGUUGUAGUAAGCAAGUAAAAGUGACAUUAUUUAAAGCUUACUGUCAAGUCUUCUACGCGUGUAAUCUAUGGGCCAGCUUUACGCAGAGAGCUAUAAGCGUCCUUCGAGUACAAUAUAAUAACGGGUUCAGGAUGCUGAUGGGGCUGCCGCGGGCCUGCGGUGCCUCGGGUAUGUUUGCGCAAGCUAGACUAGAUGACUUUUAUGCCAUUAUGCGCAAAAAGACUGCCUCGAUGCUCUGCAGGCUGCGGGCCAGCCCCAACUCCAUUCUGAACAUUAUGGCGGCGAGGUAUGACUCGCCAUGCAUGCGCCACUUUGCCCAGGUGCUGAUCAGCAGGAGAUAAUUUUUCUGUUGGUCAGACACUAAUUGUUUAGAUGUAAGUUUGUGCACUAACAUAGAUAUAAGAAUUCUAUUGUUACUAACAAAUUUGGACCAAUGUAGUC